AUGGCUAAACCGAUGACAAAGUUGACUGGGAAGGAUGUCAAGUUUAUUUGGUCUGAGGCAUGUGCAAAGAGUUUCGAGAACCUGAAGGAUCACUUGACCCAGACUCCUGUGCUUGUGCUACCUAAGCCGGGAUUGCCAUAUGUAGUGUACACAGAUGCAUCCGGAACGGGAUUGGGAUGUGUGCUUAUGCAAGAAGAGAAGGUGAUUGCUUAUGCGUCAAGGCAGCUGAGGCCUAAUGAGGUUAAUUAUCCGACGCACGACCUUGAAUUUGCUGCCGUGGUUUUUGCUCUUAAGAUAUGGCGUUCUUAUCUGUACGGAGAGAGGGUACAAAUUUUUACGGAUCACAAGAGCUUAAAGUACAUUUUCACUCAGGGAGAGCUGAAUCUGAGGCAGCGGAGAUGGACUGAGUUGUUGGCGGAUUACGACUUAGAUAUACUUUAUCAUCCCGGGAAAGCUAACCAAGUAGCAGACGCUCUUACUAGAGGUAAGGCAGACGUUUCCGAAGGCAAAGAAGUGCAAGAGCUCGUUGCUACUUUGGCUACUUUGAGGUUGUGUUCUAUAACCAUGGACGGAGAAUCAGUUAGGUUAGAAGCCCUAGAUCAGGCGGAUUUACUUUGGAGGAUCUACGAAGCAAAGCAAAAGGAUGUUACCUUGCGGAAGUUGCUUGACAAGGAAGUUUCCGGAUACCGUAUUGCUGCAAACGGGACUUACUUGUUCAGAGACAGAGUGAGUGUGCCAUACAACAAGGACUUGAAGGAUGAGAUCUUGCGUCAGGCUCAUACUUCGACAUUUUCGAUUCACCCGGGAAAUACGAAAAUGUAUCGGGAUUUGAAACGCUACUACCAUUGGGACAGGAUGAAGUGA
Microthlaspi erraticum is the source of this 864-nucleotide messenger RNA. The record is from the annotation of a GenBank genome assembly. Lineage: Eukaryota; Viridiplantae; Streptophyta; Magnoliopsida; Brassicales; Brassicaceae.